AAGAGGAAGGUUUAUCAUCUUUCCGUUUGAUAUUGAGCGAACAAAAGUGUCUGUCUACAUAAAUCAACCGAUGUUCCUUUCGGCACCGGUGACGGCACCGGAAGCACUUCCAGGGUUGCCAUCGAUUUCUGGCCGAGGUAGCUUCUUCUUUCAACACCGGCCUUUUCCAUCCAGUUUUACUCUUCUACACCGUCCACCGGUUUGUCACACUCUGUCGCUCACAUUUGCUCGCCGUCGGAACCAAAAUUCAUCUGUCAGUCCGUCUUCAUCGUCUUCGAAGAAAAAGAAGAGAAAUUUGAUUCCGAAAGAAGCUAGGGACGAGGAGGAGGACGUACAGGAGGAUGCUCUUGAGUUGUUGUUUAGUCAACUGGAAGAAGAUCUCAAGAAUGACGCGUCUUCCUUGGAUGAGGGUGAAGACGAUGAAUUUAGCGAAGAGGACCUUGCCAGACUCGAGCGCGAGCUAGGAUUAGCUCUUGGCAUCGAUGUUGAUGAAGAAGAAGAGAAAGAUGUCAACGAUGAUGACGAGGACGACGAUGAUGAAGUUCUUGAAGAUGAUGAAGAAGAGGAAAUGCCUGUAAAACUUAAGAACUGGCAACUUCGUCGACUAGCCUCGGCUUUGAAGAAAGGCCGCCGUAAAACAAGUAUCAAGAGUCUUGCUGCUGAACUUUGUCUCGACAGGACCAUCGUUCUCGAUUUGCUUCGCGAACCACCACCCAGUCUUCUGAUGUUGAGUGCUAGUCUUCCAGACACUCCUACACCAUCAAUUAUAGAAACUAAAACAUUACAAACUACUGAUGAAGAACCUCUAGUAGUAGACACUGCUGAAGAGGCGGAAGUGAAGAAGGUGCCUGUUCAUGUUAUGCAACAAAGCUGGGCUGCUCAAAAGAGACUGAAGAAGGUUCAGAUUGAAACUCUUGAAAGAGUUUAUAGAAGAACAAAGCGGCCAACUAACGCAAUGAUUAGUAGCAUCGUGCAAGCGACAAAUCUGCCUCGCAAAAGAAUAGUGAAAUGGUUUGAAGAUAAGCGAGUUGAAGAUGGAGUUCCUGAUCAACGCCUACCUUUUGGUCGGUCUUCUCCUCAAUCUGUUUGAUCUUCUUCAUCUACCAAACGCCUCGAUGGUUAGCUUUCUUUAUUGCUUUAUUCUCCUUUCGAACAUACUACUUUAGUUGUGUUUUUCCAUUACUCAACAAGAUAAGGAGGAAUUAAGAGUUCGAAUGUUGAAUGCGUGAUAGUCACAUUGAAUAUUUUCUUUUUUUGGUAGCUGAUAAUAUGAACCGAGAGUUUCAUAGAA
Messenger RNA from Cucumis melo (muskmelon), 1291 nucleotides. Its product is annotated as protein OVEREXPRESSOR OF CATIONIC PEROXIDASE 3. Lineage: Eukaryota; Viridiplantae; Streptophyta; Magnoliopsida; Cucurbitales; Cucurbitaceae. The transcript is spliced from 4 exons. Bases 71 to 1090 code for a protein of 339 amino acids. Gene Ontology annotation, biological process: regulation of transcription by RNA polymerase II. Gene Ontology annotation, molecular function: DNA-binding transcription factor activity, RNA polymerase II-specific; DNA binding. Gene Ontology annotation, cellular component: nucleus. The record is from RefSeq and is a predicted model, not a curated record.